CAUCGGAAAGAGAAGUUAUUUCUGUUUUAAUCGAUAGCGAUGAAGUUCAAAAAAUAGAAAGCAAAAUUCUUGAUGAUAUUAUUAUGGAAUCUAAAAAAUGGCUUUAUCUUGAAAAAACUGAAACUAUUGGAUAUUAUCUGAAGCUUUCUGAACUAUUAAAAGAAAUCGAAGAAGAAGAUAACAAAACUAAACUUCACGAGAUAAAGAAGUUCUAUAUAUUAGUUCAAGAAAGAGAACUUAAAAGAAUUAGCCUUGCCGACAGUUAUAAGCAAAAUUAUCUUAAUUCAUUGCAAAAGCUUAAUUCUGAGAUCUAA
This is a messenger RNA of Racocetra persica, 314 nucleotides long. NCBI's taxonomy places the organism in Eukaryota, Fungi, Glomeromycota, Glomeromycetes, Diversisporales, Gigasporaceae. The record is from the annotation of a GenBank genome assembly.